Molecule: messenger RNA, 1262 nt
Organism: Erythranthe guttata (spotted monkey flower)
Lineage: Eukaryota; Viridiplantae; Streptophyta; Magnoliopsida; Lamiales; Phrymaceae
Source: RefSeq, a predicted model, not a curated record
AUGUCUGUACCCAAAUAUCCAGGAUUGCUAGAAGAAGAGGAGACUUACGAAACUGCAGAAAAUAUGGAUCCGCAAUUAUACCGAGCAACAACCGAAGGCGACAUUCUUGAAUUUGUGAGAGCAAUGGAAGAAGGAACGCUCGACCGACACCACAGCCCGCCAGCUUCUUGUGUGCAGUUAGGCCCUCAAAAGAACACUGUUCUGCACAUAGCAACAAACUUUGCUCGUUACGAAAUUGUUAAACUUAUCUGCAAGGACUUACCUUUCUUUGUCGCUGAAAAAAAUGCAAAAGGCGACAUCGCACUCCAUAUAGCUGCAAGAGCUGGCGAUUCACUGCUCGUCACUUUGUUGGUUAAUUCAGAUUUCAAAGAAGGCGGACUCGAUGAGAAGAACGAGGAAGGAAAUACUGCACUGCACGAGGCUCUUAAAUACGGACACGAAGAAGUGGCUCGAAUACUGAUUAAUAAGAAUCCGGAGAUGCAUUAUUCUCUUAAUAUGGAAGGUAAAUCUUUGCUUUAUCUUGCUGCAGAGGCAGGAUUUGUCACUAUUGUUCGGCUCCUUUUGGACAACCCUGUCGGAAAUUACAGUGUGGGUGCAAAACACAAAAACAAGAUUCUUUGGUUUAUACGAAAAAAACUUGUAGAUGUAAUGAAAUUACUGUGGGAAAAGGAUCCAUCAAUGUUUCAGCUAAGAAACAGCAAAGGAAAGAAUCCUCUUCAUGCAGCAGUAUGCAUGGGUUAUACUGAAGGGGUCAAAUUCUUACUCGAUAACCAUUGUGAAUUUGCUUACCAGAAAGAUAAACAAGGAUUCUACCCAAUCCAUUCAGCUUCAAACAAAGGCCUUCUCGACAUAAUCAAAUUGAUGCUUCAACGUCGGCCGGAUGUAAGGGAGCUGCUGACUGGACAUGGUCAGAAUAUGCUGCAUGCUGCCGCUAGAAGUGGAAAGUACAGAGCAGUGGAGUGCAUGCUUAAAAUGCCAGAGCUGGAAAAGCUUAUUAACGAAAAAGACGAAGAUGGAAACACACCUUUACACCUUGCAACCAUUUAUGGGCAUCCGAAGCUCGUUCGCGUACUCAUAAGGGAUGAAAAAGUGAUUCUUAAGCUGGUAAACAACAAUCGCCAGACAGCACUCGACGUUGCUGAGGAACAAAUGGAAAUGGGACUUGCGUCAUUUCAAAAGGUCAGUCAGUGCUUUACGAUAUUGAAAGGAUAUUUUAAAAUCAUAAUCUUGAAACCGUAAGAAUUUACAAUAUCUGGUAAAUU